AUGGUUGUCCGCAUCUCUUCCACCAUGGGAUGCAGCCGCCGUGUGCAAGGCUCGUUGUCUCUUGAACAGUUUGGUAACACCACCCUGUUUCGGGUACUGAUUGAUGGUCAUGAGGUGAUCGAUGGAGUUGAUGGCGGCGGCAACCACCCCGGUGACCGCUUCCAAGGAGCUGUUUACCUUCCUGAAAGCGUUCAGUGGGAGCGAAUCUACAAGAAAGUCAAGAGUGCCAAUACUACAUCCAUCCGUGGUCGAUGUACUUUUGUGAAGUUUGGACCAAACGUCUCUGGUAUCACUGCUUUCCAGGUCACUUUGAUCUACAGCAACAGCAACAAGAGUGCAGAUACCAAACGAGUGAGUGCAUCCUUCGAGGCGUGCAUUGCGAAGGCUUCAGAGGCUGUCAACACGGUGUCCAACAACAACAAUAGCUUCCAUUUGUAG
This is a messenger RNA of Seminavis robusta, 438 nucleotides long. NCBI's taxonomy places the organism in Eukaryota, Bacillariophyta, Bacillariophyceae, Naviculales, Naviculaceae. The record is from the annotation of a GenBank genome assembly.